AUGAUUCGAGGCUCAAGAUUAUUGUUGCGGCGUCAAUUGGCACGUAAAUAUCACGUAGAGUCAUUUGACAAGAGUGGGAUUUCUUUGGGGGGGUUUCGAACGGCAGAGCCUGUCAAGUUCAGAAACCUGUUCCUACGAGAUGCUUGUGCCAGUACAGAAUCAGUUGAUGUCAGUACAAAACAGAAGACCUUCUCUACGGCCCAACUUGGAGAUUCUAUAUAUGCUAAGAACGUAACUGUGAACCCGUCGACUCAGUCAUUGGACGUGGAAUGGGCAGACGGUCAUAAGAGUAGCUAUUCCCAGGACUUUCUCGAGACCUACAGCAAUACCGUUUCUCGUCGCAGAUAUAGACACCUUGAUCUUCACGACACCAAUAUUUGGAAUUCUGGAACAUCAAAAUUUACAUAUGAUGAUGCAUAUAGCACCUCCUAUAAGGCUUACUUGGAAUCGCCAAAUGACUUGGUAAAGUCGCUGCAAAGAGAUGGAAUUGCAUUUAUCACUGAUAUUCCCCCAGGAGAAAAGUUUAAUUCGUCUAAAAUUACUGUGGAACACAUUGCGGAACAAAUUGGGCCUAUUAAGAAUACAUUUUACGGACCAUCAUGGAACGUUAUAUCUCAGUCAAUGGCAAAAAAUGUAGCUUACACUGCGGUAUAUCUUCCAUUACAUAUGGAUUUGUUGUAUUUUGAAUCACCGCCAGGUGUACAAUUACUUCACGUAAUUGAAAACAAUACAAUUGGUGGUGAAUCCAUAUUUGCCGACUCUUUUGCGGCGGCACUCCAUAUUCUAGAAACGGAUCCUGAUGCAUAUUCGGCUCUGACUGAAGUGCCAAUUAGCUACCAUUAUGUCAAUGACAACCAGCAUUAUUAUUUCGCUAGACCACUUAUCGUCGAGGAUGUAAACAGUUCAGUUGACGAGAAAACAGGUAGAAGAGCAAUUUCACACAUUAACUACUCGCCUCCAUUUCAAGGGCCAAUUGAUGCUAUAGCAACUACCCACGACGUAGCUGACAAUGUUGUCACCAACUUUUACCGAGGGUUGCGACUCUUUGAAGAGUAUAUUGAGAACCCUUCCAACCAGAUUGAGGUUAAGAUGGCAGAAAACACUUGUGUGUUGUUCAUGAAUAGGAGAACUCUCCAUGGACGACAACAGUUCCAGCCAGGAUCGGGAAAUCGCUGGUUCAAAGGAACCUAUCUUGAUAUUGACUCGUUCCAAUCCAAACUGCGUACUAGCAAGUCCUAA
This is a messenger RNA of Sugiyamaella lignohabitans, 1239 nucleotides long. It is a transcript of the gene AIM17, whose product is annotated as Aim17p. The record is from RefSeq and is a predicted model, not a curated record. The transcript has a single exon. NCBI's taxonomy places the organism in Eukaryota, Fungi, Ascomycota, Dipodascomycetes, Dipodascales, Trichomonascaceae. Gene Ontology annotation, biological process: carnitine biosynthetic process. Gene Ontology annotation, molecular function: oxidoreductase activity. Bases 1 to 1239 code for a protein of 412 amino acids. Gene Ontology annotation, cellular component: mitochondrion.